AUGGGCCAUCCGGAAUAUCCAAGGCGCACGAAACACCCGAAAUGGCGGAAUGAGAAGUUGAGAAUUUCUUUUUCGAGACUUGCAGUGCACGAUGCCGAUUUUGUUCACAAGUAUUCUCAUAGCCGCGCAUUGUGUGGCAGCGAAUCGUCCGCGAGCGAUGAUCAAUCCGCGGGGCCCAGACGUGCAGAACCUUCAAAAAACUGGGCAGAGUUGUCAAAUUUAUCGUCCACUAUGAUGGGCGGCAGGGGGAUGAGGAAUUUAAAGUCAGAGAAGGAGCUGUUGGCUGUCAAGGCUUUGGCAAAGGUAAGGCUCUCAGCUAAAGGCCGGUCACCGCACGAGAGGAGGACGUCGUCAUUCCAGGCAGCGCCAAUCGACUGCUCUACAGCGGCGUCUGUUUUCUGUCCAUCUGAUCUGCCUUAUGGGGCUUCCAAAAGGGGUUCGCAGGGACAAAGAUUUUCUACAUGUUUGGCUACUUCUGGUUCUGACAUGCACAAGUUUGUUGACGCGUUGGACCGUACACGUUGUUCAUUAGAUAAGAACUCUGCUCAUAACCCGACCGAGCUCAUUCCCGGGCCUUCUAUUUCAGGCGCAAAUAUGGGCAUCAGAGAAUGGGACUCGAUGAUCGAUUGGAAGAUGAUGGAACACCAGGAUUAUGAGACCCUUCCUGACGAUCAAUUUGAAAAGUUAUCAGACAAGUUGCAUAUCAAAGAAAACUGGCGGCCGACAGUUAGCUACUUACUUAGCCUCGGUCUCAGCACUAGCGAGCUGGAGAAGGUUCUUGUCAACUGCGAAGAGCUUUUCAGAAGACCCGUUGCUACAAUCAUGACGAGGGUGGACUACCUUCAAAAUGAUGUCGGGUUUGGAUAUCCUGAGUUGCGUAAGCUUAUAGACAAGGAACCAAAAAUUCUUUUGCAACGGAAUCGCCAUUCAGUAGCCCGAUGUCGAUACCUCACUGAUCUUGGCAUCCCAUGUGAGAGUCUACCCAAGCUUCUGCGGAGACAACCACAAAUCUUACAAUUAUCUGUUGCAAAAGGACUGGCGCCGCGUGUCAAUUACUUCAAGAAAUCGUUGCUGAUUCCCGAGACAGACAUUGCAAAGCUCAUACAACGAAAUCCUGCUGUUUUGACGUUUUCUAUUGAAAAUCAAAUGAAGCCAAGGAUUGAAUAUUUUAAGAACCUUGGCAUUCCUCAGCAUGGAGUUGUGAAGAUGAUCGUGAAACAUCCCCACUUGUUGCAUUAUAGUUUUGAAGGCCUGGAAGAGCACAUUAAUUUUCUUUUCUCUAUUGGAAUGAGCGAGGAGGACGUGGUACAUACCGUAACAAGGCUGUCGCAAAUAUUCUCUCUCAGUGUCGAAGAAUCACUAAGGCCUAAGUUUCGAUAUCUUACCGAAGAGCUAGGAGGCGAUGUGAAGACCUGCGUCAAAUUUCCAGCUUACUUCUCUCUUUCCCUCGACCAACGAAUUCGGCCGAGGCACACGUACAUGCAGCGCUUAAAUUGCGCUCCAGAUCCAUUCCCGAUGAAGUAUCUCAGCGAAAAUGAUAAGGCAUUCGCAGGGAGGGCGCGAAGGAGCCUGGACGACUAUGCCAGCUACAAAGUAAGGCAGUUCUUCCCACCUAGACCCAUAAAGAUUUUACAGAGGUGCCCCUUUCCCUGUUAA
Micromonas commoda is the source of this 1656-nucleotide messenger RNA. RefSeq lists its product with no specific name. The record is from RefSeq and is a predicted model, not a curated record. The coding region runs from base 1 to 1656 and encodes 551 amino acids. The transcript has a single exon. Gene Ontology annotation, biological process: regulation of DNA-templated transcription. Gene Ontology annotation, molecular function: double-stranded DNA binding. NCBI's taxonomy places the organism in Eukaryota, Viridiplantae, Chlorophyta, Mamiellophyceae, Mamiellales, Mamiellaceae.